Messenger RNA from Lactuca sativa (garden lettuce), 1397 nucleotides. Its product is annotated as aquaporin TIP1-3. Gene Ontology annotation, molecular function: water channel activity. Lineage: Eukaryota; Viridiplantae; Streptophyta; Magnoliopsida; Asterales; Asteraceae. The record is from RefSeq and is a predicted model, not a curated record. Gene Ontology annotation, cellular component: membrane. Gene Ontology annotation, biological process: transmembrane transport; water transport.
GGCAAAAGAAAAUAACAAAUAAAAAUGAUAUUGCCCAAAAAUUUUGAUUAGAAAUUCAGAAAAUGAAAUCGAUUUUGCAGAAUACAAAUUCUAUAAAAUGUAGUUAAUUUUGCAGAAAAAGAAAUCAGAAGCAAACCUAAAGCGGGCAUCUUUUGGUCGUAGGAAGAACAGAGUCAGAAAAUGCACAGUGCUGGGCGGUGUGGUGGCUGGAAGACGGAGGAGGCGGCGACGUCUGCUAAAGGACGGAGUCGGGAUCAAAUUUUUAGCAUUCUGAACCCUAGAGUCGGGGUCAAAUUUUUAGCUUCUUUUUAGCAUCUUCUUGCUCCACCAUACACAUGUCACCACCUGACAUCUUUUGAAUCCUUUUUAAUCGGGCUUGCUAUGCAAUACCGGAGUUGCUGAGCCGUUAUUUCUGGUAUUUAUAAACACAUACUCUCUCUACUUACCACCCAGAUCACACUCAACAUAAGUGAUCGAUUUUCAAUUUUCCACACAAAUUUGUUAUUUUUCCCCAAAACAUGCCUCUUUACAGAAUCACCGUCGGAUCUCCGGGGGAAGCCGCCCACCCCAAUACACUCAAAUCCGGCCUAUCGGAAUUCAUUUCCACCUUCAUUUUUGUAUUUGCCGGCUCCGGCUCCGGCAUGGCUUACGGUAAGCUGACGUAUGAUGCUCCGGCAACGCCGUCAGGCCUAGUGGCGGCUUCCCUAUCCCAUGCUUUUGCCUUAUUUGUGGCGGUUUCGGUUGGUGCAAACAUUUCCGGCGGCCAUGUAAAUCCGGCCGUCACAUUUGGCUCCUUCAUUGGCGGGAAUAUCUCGUUUUUAAGCGCGAUUGUGUAUUGGAUCGGUCAAUUACUCGGAUCCCUUGUCGCCUGCUUGCUCCUCCAGUAUGUCACCGGUGGAAUGGCAACACCGGCGUUUGGGCUAUCACCAGAUGUUACAGUUGGAAACGCACUCGUGUUGGAGAUCGUGAUGACAUUCGGUCUAGUCUACACGGUGUAUGCCACCGCAGUGGAUCCCAAGAAGGGUAAUAUUGGAAUUAUUGCACCUUUGGCAAUCGCGUUCAUAGUCGGUGCAAAUAUUUUAGUUGGCGGUGCGUAUGAUGGUGCAUCAAUGAACCCGGCGGUAUGCUUUGGUCCAGCCGUGGUGAGCGGGGUGUGGAAAAAUCACUGGAUCUACUGGGUCGGCCCGUUUCUUGGUGCUACUAUUGCAGCACUUAUAUAUGAUAAUAUCUUUAUAGAUGAGCACGAGGCGCUUCCGGUAACCGAUUAUUGAUUAUUUGGUUUUUUGGUUUAGUUUAUGAUUAGUAGUGAAAUUGAUUUUGUCAUUUUUUGGAAAUUAGGCUAAGUUUUUUCAAUUGCUUUUAGGGGAUUAAAUAAGAUGUGUUGUUUUGUUUUGUUA